AUGAUAUUUUUAAAAUCAAUCUGGACAUAUAUAGUUUUUAUUAAUGUUAUUAAAUCUAAAACUAAUAAUCAAUCAGAUGAAAGUAGACUUAUUCAAGAACAAAUUAUAAAUGAUUAUAAAAAUACUAAAGAAACAAUAAAAACUUUAAAUAAAAUUGAAAACAAAAUUUUUCAGGAAACAAAUAGUAAUAGUUUGUUAAUAGCUGAAAACACAAUUGUUCAAAAUAACAAAAAAAAUGAUACAACUUUUGAAUUUGAAGAUGCUAUGGAAAAUUCUGAAUUAUAUGAAGGUGAUAUUAUGCUUACCAGUAGUCAAUCAAAACAUAUUAUUGAUGUUGCUGAAUCAAUUGCAGCAAAAAAAAAUGUUGAUGUUUCCAAAAUAAUAAAACAUGACAAUAAUAGAAAUAAAAGAAAGAUUACAACAUUAAGAAGACAUAAAUGGACAUUUCCUAUAAAAUAUUAUGUAGAUGAUUUUGUUUCUGAAAGUUUGGUUGACAAAGGAAUAAAAAUAAUUGAAGAGGAAACAUGUGUAAAAUUUACCAAAAGUAAUGGUCCAAUACAUGGUGAACCAGGAUUAAUUUAUUAUUAUGGAAAAGGUUGUUGGAGUUAUGUUGGAAAAGAAAAUGAUUAUCAUUUUCAAUCUAUAAGCAUUGGUCGUGGAUGUCAAAAUGUAGGAGUUAUUCAACAUGAAACACUUCAUGCUUUAGGUUUAAAUCACGAACAUGAUCGUGUUGAUAGAGAUUCUUACAUAAAAAUAUUUAUGGAAAAUGUUGAUUAUUAUGAAAAAUAUAAUUUUUUUAAAAUAUCUCCACAAGAUACUUCAACAUAUGGUAUUCCUUAUGAUUAUGGUUCUAUAAUGCAUUAUGAUACAUAUGCUUUUAGCAAAAAUAAACAAAAAACAAUGGUUCCAAUAAUAUUAAUAUACGAAAAAACAAUUGGUACCAUUGAAAAAAUGUCUUUUGACGAUAUAAAAAUGGUAAAUUUACAUUAUUGUACUGGAGAAUGUUAUAAUUCAUUAACUUGUUAUAAUGGUGGAUAUCAGGAUCCUAAAAAUUGUCAAAAAUGUAGAUGUGUUGAUGGAUUUGCAGGCAAACAAUGUGAUGAAAUACCAUCACAUAAUUCAGAAUGUCCUUCAACAUGCUAUAAUGUCUCACCUAAACAGGAAUCAAUUGAAAUUUCAGGAAUGAAAAAUUGUAUUAUUCAUCUAAGAGCUAAUAAGGGUGAAAAAAUAAAUUUAAUAAUUGAAAAAGCAUAUUUUGAUUAUAAAAAAAAUGUUUGUAUUUCUAAAAAUUCUUUAGAAAUCAAGUAUUUUGAAGAUAAAACAACUACUGGGGCACGAUUUUGUGGUUAUGAUACUAAUAUUCAAAUUAUAUCAAAAAAUCAUCAUAUCGUUGUAAUGUAUUCAAGUAUUGGAAUUAAUAAUAAUAUUAAAAUAACAUUUAAAAAAUAUUAA
Molecule: messenger RNA, 1452 nt
Organism: Strongyloides ratti
Lineage: Eukaryota; Metazoa; Nematoda; Chromadorea; Rhabditida; Strongyloididae
Product: Astacin-like metalloendopeptidase
Exons: 2
Coding region: 1-1452 (483 amino acids)
Biological process (GO): proteolysis; molting cycle, collagen and cuticulin-based cuticle
Molecular function (GO): zinc ion binding; metalloendopeptidase activity
Source: RefSeq, a predicted model, not a curated record